AUGGAUCCAAACGACCCCAAUUAUUAUUCAAAUUUUGGAUCUUUUUUUCACCCUCAAAAUUUUUCAAAUCCAGAAGAUGUUCAAAAUUCUCAGUAUUACGAGAAUUCUCAAUUUUCUCCACACCUCAACCAAAUUUCUACCCCUCACGAACAUCCCAUUUCACAAAAUAUCUCUCGGAAUUUAUUUCAAGAUGUCGAACACCCAAAGAAAAAUCAGAAAGCUGCAAAAAAUGUAGCUUGGUGCGUGAAAGAAGAUGUAGCGCUUAUGUCUUCUUGGAUCUGCGUUAGCGAAGAUAAGCAAAAAGGAAAAAAUCAAAGAGGGGCGACGAUGUGGGAACGUGUGCAGAAUAUGUAUCAUGAAGCUCAAAAAGAAAAUCCAGAUGAGAUCGGCCCAAGGAAUAUCGAAUCAAUGAAAGGUCGUUUUAAACGACUUAAUGAAAAUGCAAACAAGUGGAUUGCUGCUUGCAAAGAAGCAAAUGCUAGAAAAAGAAGUGGAAUGAGCCAGAAAGAUAUAGAGAUGGAAGCUCACUCAAUUUAUGAAGCAGGUGGCAGUAAAUUCCAAGACUUGGUUGUUUUCAAUGAUGUUAUGAGUAAACAUCCGAAGUGGAACUUAGCAAUCAAUGAAGUUGGUGAUGAUCAAGAAAGUGGUGGCAGCACAAAAAGGUCUAAGACUUCUGAAGAUGGUGAUUACUUUAUCCCGUCCAAUCCAGAAACUCCAACUACUGGCGGAUCUACUAUGUCUCGUCCUACAGGUAGAGAUAAAGCUAAAAGGAAAGGAAAAGGUAAGGCAAUGGCAUCUGAAUCAAAUGAAAUGUAUGAAGAAAUUCGUGCAUUGAGACUUAGUAGAGAUCAUGAAAAUGAGUUAAUGACUGCUAAAAUUGAAUUGGAACGUGAAAAGCUUAAAAUGAAUUCUCUGAAGAUGGAAAAGAAAAUGUUGGUCGCAUUGUUGGCGAAGGACCAUUUGUCUGCAGAAGAGGAAGAGAUGAAAAGCCACCUCAUUGCUAUUUUAUUUCCGAAGUAG
Molecule: messenger RNA, 1020 nt
Organism: Salvia miltiorrhiza (redroot sage)
Lineage: Eukaryota; Viridiplantae; Streptophyta; Magnoliopsida; Lamiales; Lamiaceae
Exons: 1
Coding region: 1-1020 (339 amino acids)
Source: RefSeq, a predicted model, not a curated record